This is a messenger RNA of Candoia aspera, 1614 nucleotides long. Its product is annotated as endogenous retrovirus group 3 member 1 Env polyprotein-like. Lineage: Eukaryota; Metazoa; Chordata; Lepidosauria; Squamata; Candoiidae. The coding region runs from base 1 to 1614 and encodes 537 amino acids. The record is from RefSeq and is a predicted model, not a curated record. The transcript has a single exon.
AUGGCUCUGAUCUCUAUUUUGGUCCUACCACUUGUUUUGAUCCUUUUGACCCCAGAGACAGUUCACUGUACACCACCCCAGUCAUGUGACAAGUGCGUAGUUUCCACCCACCAGGGACACGUUACCAUCCGCACCCUGGUGUAUCACACAUUGUACAAAUGCAGCGGGAACAUCACCACCUGUGUGCACAAUGAAACUAGGUACUUUGUUUGCACCACCUUUGACAAGGUCACUUGUUAUCAGCCCUCUGGUGUCAAAUACAUCUUGCAUGCCUACAUAUAUGCCUACAAGGGCCUCAACACUAAAGGGAGACCCCUCCUCAGUGCCCCCUUGGCAUCAAACCCCACCUACGAGGGAGGCCCCAGAGACAUACAGGUUUGUUUUGACACCUGCAAAGCUAUUGAUCAGGGCCAAGGCCCACAGGGAAAUAAUGGGAUUCGGUGUGGGGACCUGGGGUGGCAGCAGUCGUAUAUCCCCCAACAAAGGUACCUAUGGGAAAACGCAAAGGACUACGAAUUAGACCAUAAAGGGCCGCACAGCAAUGGAGCAUAUGUCUAUUGGUACACUUGGCGCCAAAACAAACUGGUUCCUGGACCCCCUGUAGAUGGAAAGCCCUGGUUUAAUAUGAGCAGGGGGAUUACCACGUCUAAUUGCAAGGAAUAUACAUGUACACACUUAUGCCUUUCCUUUCUUGAUCCUCCCUCUUGCACAUGGAAUAUAGGUAUAGGAGUAGAUGGUUCCUCCCGAGAUCCUUAUGGGCAGAUAGUUGUCCGUACCACGAGAGAGAACUUGAAGGCCAAAGAGGAAAAAGCGUUUUAUUCAUUUUAUGAAGAAAUGGGGACAGAAAUAGAAAUUCCACAUGUUGCCAAAAAAUUGUUUAUUGACCUUGCAGAGAGGAUUGCUGAAUCCCUUAAUGUCACUAACUGCUUUGUGUGUGGAGGUAUCAAUAUGGGAGAGCAAUGGCCCUGGGAAGCCAGGGAAAUGAACCUCUCCUCCUUGGUAAAUCUUACCUGGUCUACCCCUAAUAGACCCAAUGUUUGGGCUCUGUCCACUUCCAUUAUCGGGCAUAUUUGCUUUAGCAGGGAUACUUCCAUUGCACAUUAUAAUAUAACCUUAGGAGAUCUAAGAUGUGAAAACAUGCUCCAAACAAAUUAUACCCACAUUAACUGGUGGAGCAAUACGAAUCUGACUCAACCUAAUAAUCCCUUUUCAAACGCUAAUUUGUCUACCCUAUGGACCCAUCUUAACGAUACAUCCAUUGCCUGGACAGCACCUGAUGGUCUUUAUUGGAUUUGUGGUAAAAGGGCAUAUGUUGUCCUUCCUCCUUCUUGGGGAGGACCCUGUGUCCUUGGAACUAUCAAACCUAGUUUUUUCCUCCUACCCAUUAAGAGUGGAGAAAAAUUGGGAAUCCCAGUUUAUGAUGAUAUAGGCCCAAGAUCUAAAAGAGACCUGCCAUCAUUUAAGAUUGGAAACUGGAAAGACGCAGAGUGGCCCCCUGAGAGAAUCAUUCAGGUGUAUGGUCCCGCUACAUGGGCAGAAGAUGGUUCUUGGGGAUACCGAACCCCUAUUUAUAUGCUGAACUCAGUGAAGCAGGGAGUAGGCUCCAGGCAGUAG